Molecule: messenger RNA, 672 nt
Organism: Ramularia collo-cygni
Lineage: Eukaryota; Fungi; Ascomycota; Dothideomycetes; Mycosphaerellales; Mycosphaerellaceae
Exons: 5
Coding region: 1-672 (223 amino acids)
Biological process (GO): mRNA splicing, via spliceosome
Cellular component (GO): nuclear speck
Molecular function (GO): RNA binding
Source: RefSeq, a predicted model, not a curated record
AUGUCUCAACGUGGAAGCACCACCCUCUACGUCACUGGUUUUGGCCACGGCACGCGCGCCCGUGAUCUCGCAUACGAGUUCGAACGCUACGGCCGUCUCGUGCGCUGCGAUAUCCCCGCUCCGCGCACAGCAAGCAGCAGACUCUUCGCAUUCGUCGAAUACGAGAGCCGCCGCGAUGCCGACGAUGCCUACCAUGAGAUGCACAACAAGCGCAUUGGUCGUGACGAUUUGUUGAAGAUUGAGUGGGCACGCACGCCGCCAUCGGCCAGCUGGCGAUUUGACACUGGGCGCGACGAGCGUGGUGCUGAUCGCGGUGAUCRUGGCAGUGCACGUGGUGGUGACCGUGGAAGCCGACGUGAACGCUCGCGGGGCCGUGGCCGAUCUGGAAGCCCACCGAGAAGCCGACGUGAUGAGGGAGAACGCGAGCGCGACUACGACCGCGGCGGUGACAGGGACCGUCGCGAGCGACGUGAUCGGACUCGCAGCCCAGAGGAUCGCGACCGUGACCGCAAGAUGGAAGACCGUGAUGAGGAGCGAGAGCGUGAGCCUCGUGAGCGUGAGUAUGAGCGCGAGAAUGGCGCUACCAAUGGCGAGGAGUCGAAGGCURCGGAGGUGAAGGAAGAGGAGCAACCUCCUGCGCCUGCUCACGAUGACUUGGACACCGCCGAAUGA